This is a messenger RNA of Penicillium longicatenatum, 414 nucleotides long. Its product is annotated as GFA family protein. The transcript is spliced from 4 exons. Gene Ontology annotation, molecular function: carbon-sulfur lyase activity. Lineage: Eukaryota; Fungi; Ascomycota; Eurotiomycetes; Eurotiales; Aspergillaceae. The record is from RefSeq and is a predicted model, not a curated record. Bases 1 to 414 code for a protein of 137 amino acids.
AUGACUCUCACCGGUAGCUGCAUGUGUGGUGCUAUCCACUACACCGCCGAAGUGGACAAGUACCUCGCCGCUCUCUGCCAUUGCACCGAUUGCCAGAAGUGGUCCGGAGGCGCAUUCACAUCAAACGCCGUCGUCCCCCGUAACAGCUUGAAGGUGACAAAAGGCACUCCAACCUCCUAUGACGCCAUCGGCAACAGCGGAAAAAUCAACAAGCACUUCUUCUGCCCAACCUGCGGCUCAAGCCUCUACACCGAGUUGGAGGUUAUGCCGGAUAUGACCUGCGUCAAGGCUGGUGGCUUGGAUAAUAAGGAGGCACACAUGAACGGCAAGGUUGAUAUUGAGUUCUAUGUCAAGGACCGGCCUAGUUACCUUGCUGCUGUUGAGGGUGCGAAGCAGGAGCCUAUGUUUGGGUGA